Manis pentadactyla (Chinese pangolin) is the source of this 407-nucleotide messenger RNA. RefSeq names its product ATP synthase subunit ATP5MJ, mitochondrial-like. Lineage: Eukaryota; Metazoa; Chordata; Mammalia; Pholidota; Manidae. Gene Ontology annotation, cellular component: mitochondrion. The transcript has a single exon. The record is from RefSeq and is a predicted model, not a curated record. Bases 88 to 270 code for a protein of 60 amino acids.
CCGUGCGACGCCUGCACACUUGGUGACCUUCCCAAGUCAUUGGGUGUGUGGGCUGGAGGCUUCUUGAGCUGUUGGUCAGUCACCACAAUGCUUCAAAGCCUUAUUAAAAAUGUUUGGAUCCCCAUGAAGCCCUACUAUACCCAGAUUUACCAGGAGAUUUGGGUAGGAAUGGGUUUGAUGAGCUUCAUCGUCUACAAAAUCAGGUGUGCUGAUAAAAGAAGCAAAGCUCUGAAAGCUUCGAGUCCUGUGCCUGCUCAUGGCCAUCAUUAACCAGACCUACUUGGAGAAUGCAUCAGAUGGGAUGUCAUUCUGGCUGAAAAUCUCAGCAGGCUGCUAGAUGGGGGCAUGGGCGGCUGCCAUGCAUGGGCAGAAGUGCUGCUCCCUUUGUGGUAUGAAUAAAGAUGCCU